AUGGGGCAAUGCCAUAAUUGUAAUAUGAAAGGAAUUGAGGUGGCAGAAUUACAAGAUAUGUACAAGAAGUUUGUUGUAGAAUGUCCCAGUGGAGGGCUCUAUUUGCAUGAAUUUAAGCAGUUUUUUGGCAUUAGCAACCAGAGUGAAGCAUCUGAAUAUGCUGAGAGUGCAUUUAAAUCCUUUGACAGGAAUGGGGAUAAUAUGAUAGAUUUCUUGGAAUAUGUAGCAGUUUUAAAUCUAGUACUAAGAGGAAAACCUGAGCAUAAAUUGAAGUGGUCAUUUAAAGUGCAUGACACUGAUGGGAAUGGCUUUCUAGAUAAGGCUGAACUACGGAAAAUGGUGAAGAGUGUCUAUAAUGUCAAACAAGGAUGGGCAAGAAAUACAGAUACUCAGAUGUCAACGACGGAGGAAGUGUGUGACAGAAUAUUUCAACUAAUGGAUGAAAACAAUGAUGGAAAGAUUUCAUUGAAAGAGUUUGUUGAUGGAAUGCAAAGAGAUGAAUGGGUAAGCAAAAUGCUACAUGUAGACAUAAAUCCCACAGAAUGGAUCCUUGAACACCAGGAAAAAAGGAAGGCAGAUGUAAAGGAUCAGACACCAAAGGAAAAAGUUACGUUGUAUGCUGCCGGGGUGGCAGAGGUUCGUAAGGAUUCGGAUUAG
This is a messenger RNA of Elgaria multicarinata webbii, 657 nucleotides long. Its product is annotated as guanylyl cyclase-activating protein 2-like. The record is from RefSeq and is a predicted model, not a curated record. Gene Ontology annotation, cellular component: photoreceptor inner segment; cone photoreceptor outer segment. Gene Ontology annotation, molecular function: calcium sensitive guanylate cyclase activator activity; calcium ion binding. Lineage: Eukaryota; Metazoa; Chordata; Lepidosauria; Squamata; Anguidae. Gene Ontology annotation, biological process: visual perception. The transcript is spliced from 4 exons. Bases 1 to 657 code for a protein of 218 amino acids.